Molecule: messenger RNA, 1659 nt
Organism: Paracoccidioides lutzii Pb01
Product: cwfJ domain-containing protein
Exons: 2
Coding region: 1-1659 (552 amino acids)
Biological process (GO): mRNA splicing, via spliceosome
Cellular component (GO): post-mRNA release spliceosomal complex
Molecular function (GO): RNA lariat debranching enzyme activator activity
Source: RefSeq, a predicted model, not a curated record
AUGGCGUCUAAGAUAAUUGUUGUGGGGACUGUAAACUGCUCAAUCAGAGAAGUGUUCACCAAGCUGGCAAAGCUGCAGACCAAGCAGAACUUCACUUUCGCUAUUAUCUCUGGGGAGCUUUUCGGAGAUGGAUCAAGUGAGGAGGAACUGAAGGACAUUGCGGCAUUGUUAAAUGGUACAAUCAAAGUGCCGUUACCCACUUAUUUCACUGUUGGAAAUCACACGAUUCCAAAACGCGUCAUUGAAAAGAUUGAAUCUGAUGAUGAAGUCUGUCCGAAUCUCUAUUUUCUUGGUAGACGUGGAACCCUCAAGACAUCCGAAGGCAUCAAAAUUGUGGCGCUGGGGGGUAGCUUUGAAGAUUCCGCAACGCCUGCGUCAGGGUUAAGCGAUAAAUACUUACCCCGGUACACAGAAUUCGAUGCCAGAUCGCUAUUCGAAGCUCACGGCGCUGAUAUUUUAAUAACAAAUCAAUGGCCAAAAUCGAUUCAUAAUGGCUCAGAAGUGUCAUUGCCAGAGAAUGCCAAAACACCAGAAGGCACACAAUGCGUGGCAGACCUCUGCGCGACUUUGAAACCUCGAUAUCAUUUUUCGUCAGGCGCCCCUUUCUUUUACGAGCGCGAACCGUUCUUUCACCUCCCCACAGAAGAAGCUCCUGAUGUAAAAAAAAUUACUCGAUUCAUCAACCUGGCUCCGUUCAGCAAGUCAUCAAAGCAAAAAUGGCUGUACGCUUUCACUAUGGAUCCACAAGCAGCUCCGUUAACGGCUAUUCCACCUGGUACUACAGCAUCGCCACUCCUCUUUGCGUCAAAAAAGCGACAUGCUCUCCCGGGCCAGCAAGAGUCCUUUAGUCGCUUUGCACAUGGAGAUGACUAUCAUCGACCUAGCAAGCGUAUUCGAAGACCCCCGCCGGGACCUUCAGAAUGCUUCUUCUGUUUGUCAAAUCCAAAUAUUGCCACUCAUCUCAUUACCUCCAUAGGCUCAGAUAGCUAUCUCACUACUGCAAAGGGCCCGUUACCUACUUCUGCUACAUUCCGCAGUCUAGGAUUUCCCGGACACUUGUUAAUAAUACCUUUAACUCAUGCACCGACUUUCGAUGAAAUUGAAGAUUCUAAUUCGAAGGUAGCUACUAUCAAAGAGAUGCAGAGAUACCGGUCCGCCCUGCAUGCUAUGCUGGAUGAACGAUCCCAAGGCGAGCUGGGCGCGGUCACCUGGGAAGUAAGCCGCAGUAAUGGGGUACACAUCCAUUGGCAAUUCCUUCCAGUUCCCUCGGACCUAGUGACCGGUGGUUUAGUAGAGGCGGCUUUCAAGGUGGAAGCCGAAAAUCUCAGUUACCCGAAAAUCCAGAAGGUGGACAACAGUACGUCGGAAAAGGGAGAUUACUUUCGAGUAAAGAUCUGGAGCCCUUCGCCGAGAGCCUUGGAGGGCGGAGAAAGGGCAGGGGAAGGGGUAAAACCAGGCACGGAAACUACUCUGAUCCUUCCGCUAUCGCCGGAGUUCAGGUUCGAUCUUCAGUUUGGCAGGCGAGUGAUGGCUAAACUCCUCGAACUCGAGAAGAGGAUGAACUGGAGAGAUGAUAUCCAAUCGCAGGAAGAAGAGACAGCCGAUGCGGAUGACUUCAAGAAGGCUUUUGAGAAGUUUGACUUUUCGCUUGAAGAAUAG